Messenger RNA from Osmerus eperlanus (European smelt), 1221 nucleotides. It is a transcript of the gene hacd3, whose product is annotated as 3-hydroxyacyl-CoA dehydratase 3. Gene Ontology annotation, molecular function: 3-hydroxyacyl-CoA dehydratase activity. The record is from RefSeq and is a predicted model, not a curated record. The coding region runs from base 97 to 1176 and encodes 359 amino acids. The transcript is spliced from 11 exons. Lineage: Eukaryota; Metazoa; Chordata; Actinopteri; Osmeriformes; Osmeridae. Gene Ontology annotation, biological process: sphingolipid biosynthetic process; fatty acid elongation; very long-chain fatty acid biosynthetic process. Gene Ontology annotation, cellular component: endoplasmic reticulum membrane.
GUGAGCGAGCGCGUUUAUAGAACGUUCUGGCCGUUCUUCCGUGAACAGAUUUUAUAUGUGGAAAAAAUCAAAAGGUUAAAAAUAAGUAGUCCUAAGAUGCAAACGCUCACUCCCCAUGUAUAUUGGGCACAGCGACAUAAGGAAAUAAACCUGCGAGUGGAGUUGAUAGACGCACAGAACAUUAAUAUCAAAGUGCAAGACAAUGUCCUUACAUUUAGGGCCCAGGGUCAUGGUGCAAAAGGAGAGAAUAAUUAUGAGUUCAGCUUGGCAUUUCUAAUGCCAGUAAAACCAGAGUGUGUCCACAGAUCCACCCAGCGCCAGGUGAAUAUAACACUAAAGAAGAAGCAGCGCAGUUGGUGGGACAGGCUGACUCUGGAAGCGCGCAAGCCUAUCUUUCUGGCCCCGGACUUUGAUCGCUGGAUAGACGAGUCCGAUGCAGAAAGGGAAAUAUGUGAAAAGGAGGAGAGAAAAACCAGGCUCCGGAGAGAUUCAGUGAAUUCAGAGAUAUCAUUUGUAAGUCUGACGAAGGGCCUCCUGUUCAUAUACAACCUAGUCCAGUUCCUUGGUUUCUCAUGGAUAUUCGCCAACCUGACUGUGCGUCUCUUCAUCUUAGGCCAGGAUUCAGUCUAUGACACAUUUCACACCAUUUCGGAUGUCAUGUUCUUCUGCCAAAUAUUGGCCGCUGUAGAAGUACUCAAUGCUGCUUUUGGUGUGGUCAAGACAGGCGUUAUUCCUACUCUCAUCCAGGUGGUUGGAAGAAAUUUCAUCCUCUUCAUCAUUUUUGGGAGCGUGGAACAGAUGCAUAAUAAACCAGUGGUGUUCUUUGUUUUCUACUCAUGGAGCGCCAUAGAAAUUUUCCGGUACCCAUUUUACAUGCUGGGCUGCAUUGACACAGAGUGGAAAAUGCUCACUUGGCUGAGGUACACCAUCUGGAUACCUUUGUAUCCACUGGGGGUGCUAGCUGAAGCUGUUGCUGUGAUCCAGUCCGUUCCAAUCUUCUAUGACACUAAGCUGUUCAGCAUCCCUCUGCCUAAAGUCCUGGGCACAUCGCUCAGCUUCUCCUACAUCCUGCAGGUCUACUUGGUUCUUAUGUUUUUGGGGCUUUUCAUUAAUUUCCGCCACCUCUACAAGCAGAGGAAGAGGCGGUUCCGUACCAAGAAGAGGAAAGAAAACUGAGAUCACUGUCCGACAGAAGUUUCUAAUACCUUUGCUGCCUGCCUG